GUCUGCGCAGAGCAUGGCUGGCCGAGAGCAGCCACGCUUAGAGGCAGGCAGGAGGCAAAAAGAAGAAGUGGUGGGUACUGGAUUACUUCGCUGCUACCGCAGCAACAGAAAAUAAGAAAGAGUCUUCUGAACUUCCUGGAGACACAAUAGUUAUGGCAACAGGCAACAUCACCACUAAUAAUGAGACCUGUGAUCUAUAUGAACACCGAGGUUCAGCACGUAUCUUACUGCCUGUGUUCUACAGCCUUAUUUUUGUAAUUGGAGUGCUUGGAAAUGGACUUGCCCUCAUCGUGAUAAUUAAAAACAGAAAAAAGAUGAAUUCUACUACUCUCUACUCAACAAAUCUUGUUCUGUCAGACAUCUUAUUUACUACUGCCUUGCCUGCAAGAAUAACAUACUAUGCACUGGGCUUUAACUGGCCAUUUCAAGAAAUAAUCUGCAAAUUCACGGCACUAGUCUUUUACAUCAACAUUUAUGCGGCUGUGAAUUUUAUGACAUGUUUGAGUAUUGACAGGUUUGUAGCCGUGGUCUGCCCUUUAUACACCAGGAUCAGAAGACUUAAAAGUGCCACAUAUAUUUGCUGUUUUGUGUGGUUUCUUGUAUUCGCUCAAACUCUCCCAUUACUUGUAAUACCCAUGUCACAUGAAGAUGGAGAAAGGAUUACAUGCAUGGAAUAUCCAAACUUUGAAAAAAUCCCACAUCUCCCAUCGGUUCUUCUUGCUGCCUGCUUCAUUGGAUAUGUCCUGCCCCUUGGGAUUAUACUAAUCUGCUAUUCUAAACUUAGUGCUAAACUUUGCCAAAAUGCAAAAGAAAACCCAUUAGCUGAAAAAUCAGGCACAAACAAAAAGGCAAUUAAUAUAAUUAUUUUCAUCAUUGUUGUCUUCGUCAUCUGUCUCACUCCUUAUCAUCUUGCCAUUAUUGUAUAUAUGAGUAAGAAGCUUCUGCCUCAAUUUAGUCCUGAAUGCAGUGAUCAACAAAUCUUCCAGAAGACUCUCCACUACACUGUGUUCUUGAUGAAUCUGAACUGCUGCUUUGAUCCUUUCAUCUAUUUCUUUGCAUGCAGAGGAUACAAAAGAACAAUAAUGAAAAUACUGAGACGUCAAGGAAGCAUAUCACUAUCAAGUGCUGUCAAAACAGCUCAUGAAGAAAGCUCCCGUGAUAUUGGAGACACACAAAUGGCUCCUCUCACAUCAACUUUAAAUGGAAAAAGGUGAAUGCAACAUACUUCCAGAGUCUCAAUACAAAAUAAUUUUGGCAGAAUCAAAAAGCAUGAGGGAGUUGGGUUUUUUUAAGAAGCCAAUACUCUGAAUCUUCCAGGGAUGGGAGAAUGUGUCAUGUGACAUAUGCAGCAGCAGCAUGAACAUGAAAAACUAAUAUUUUCUUUGGUUUUUUUCAUUUUGUGUCAUGGCACAAGUUUUUCCAGAGUGCUUUCAUCAUAUUCUGUACUUUUUCAUUUCUGAAUCUUAGUAACCUAAGCAAGAGAGACAUUAUGAACAGGUUUUUCUGGCAAGGAUACAAGCUAAAAUUAAACCAAAUUUAUCUGAAUAACUGGGCUGUGAUUCAUACCCACUUGGUUCAUCUGACUAACACAAAAGCAAAUAAUAAAUGCAAAGAAGAAGAUAUGUGGAAGGAUAAUAAAAUGUCAUUGUAUACUAAAGGAGAAUGUCUAUGGUGUGGUGGUGGUGGUGGUGGGAGUUUGUUUGCACUGGGAAUUACACUUCAAUGGUUCUUGUCACUUUUUGCUCAGAAUUGGAGAACUUCUACUUAGAUCAAGGUAGUUUUGGGGGUGUUUUGCUUUUUAAAUGCUAUAUAUCUGUACAGACAACUGUGUUUUGGCAAAAACAAAUAACUUGGCUGAGAUAGGGGAGUUUGCAGCACCCUCAUACACGACACCGAGGAGAGUGAGAAAGAGAGAGUGAUGAUAGCGGAAUUACACUGUAAGAAAAAUGCAAAGGAAAAAGGGAUGACUUUAAUGAAAUAAAGGCUUGGUGAAUGGAUGGUUAUCAGCAAAAUAGGUUUUUUUAAAUUAGUUAAAACCCUCCAGUAGAAAAAAUAAAAAGCAAGACAAUGACUAAGGUAAAGGCUAUUAUUAAAUAUUUGUCCAUACAAAUAGGAGCUAUGUGGCAUGUGGCGGUUUCUCACCUGCCCAUGGUUGCCCGCUGUUCAGGGUAGACAGGCCUCAGGGGAUAGAGAGGGGGUUGACAGCCACCCUGGUCCUCCUCCACCUGUCAGGGAGAGGGCUUGUCCUGCUCCUUCUGGGGAGCUCUCAGGGCCUGCCAGCUCCCACCUCUGCACACCAUCUCAUCCAUGGCUGAAACGUCUUUUCAAUAAGCCCUUGCAUUCAGGGCACGCCCAUGCAUCUCCCCCUGGCUCCUCCUCUCCUGGCCCUGCUGCCUCCCCAUUAGCCCUCCAGACAGCCUCUAGGGUAGCUGUCUUGCUAUGCCCCGGCUCCGCUUCCAGCGCCAACAAGCAGCACCAUAGCAAAGGGGCAUGGGCAGCUUUCCUUCUGUCGCAACCAAGCAAUGGCUCAUUGGGCCAUGCCGGUCCAGUCCUGAGCACCCCCCGACACACACACACUGUUUCCUUGCCCUCUCCGUGUUCCGGGGCUGGGUGCUCCUGGCUUCUGUUGGGCCCGGACAAGCUGGGGCCUCUCCUACUGCCACCGCACAGAACGGUAAGUGGUCCGCGCCUUUGGGAGCCAGCAGGAGGACCUGACAUGCUAUUAGUACUUGGUUUAGCAAGCAACUAAGUCUCUAGCUAAGAAACCCAGAAGCAAAAAUACAGACAUAUUAGAACAGGACAUGAAAUGAGGCUUGGGUGGCAAGCUACUUGAGACAGGACAUGAUAUUUUUAGGGACAAAUGACAUGAAAAGUAGCUGAAUGUUUCAUUAUGGAAGUGCUUAUACUUCUGUACGUUGCUUUUACUGCCCAGCAAUAUAUAUGCCUCUAAAUAGUUGCAGAGUGAUACCCAAAACAGUUACUCUGGAAUAAAUAUAGCGCAGCUGCGUGUGCAGGUGUGGAACUGUGGCUGGUUUCAAGCUGGAAUCAAUUCCCUCCCAGCUGCCUUCUGUUUAUUGAGAGAGAUUUACAAACCUCAAUAAACAGUCAGGAGGACUCCCAUGUUGCCCUGGUGCUAGGAAAAAUAAUGUGACACUUGGAAGCUACUCAAUAUGUAAACUUUUAGGUCCUUCUUUAAGCACAUCCUUUACCCCCCCCCCUUUUUUUUUUUAGGUCUGAGACUCUCAAGACAAGAAGUAUCUUUAUUUGCUUGUAAAAUAUAAAUAUCUAUUCUUUAGGUCCAUAUUCAAGUAUAUAUGGAAAAUUAAAACAAACUUAUAAGAA
Hemicordylus capensis (graceful crag lizard) is the source of this 3342-nucleotide messenger RNA. It is a transcript of the gene GPR183, whose product is annotated as G protein-coupled receptor 183. The transcript is spliced from 2 exons. Gene Ontology annotation, molecular function: oxysterol binding; G protein-coupled receptor activity. Gene Ontology annotation, biological process: G protein-coupled receptor signaling pathway. The record is from RefSeq and is a predicted model, not a curated record. Gene Ontology annotation, cellular component: membrane. NCBI's taxonomy places the organism in Eukaryota, Metazoa, Chordata, Lepidosauria, Squamata, Cordylidae. Bases 153 to 1214 code for a protein of 353 amino acids.